CUCCCCCAGACGGCGAUGACCCCCAAGCCGGCCGGACCCCCUGACGGGGGCUGGGGCUGGGUGGUGGCGGCCGCAGCCUUCGCGGUGAACGGGCUCUCCUACGGGCUGUUACGCUCCCUGGGCCUUGCUCUCCCUGACCUCGCGGAGCACUUUGACCGAAGCGCUCAGGACACUGCGUGGGUCAGCGCCCUGGCCCUGGCCGUGCAGCAGGCAGCCAGCCCAGUGGGCAGCGCCCUGAGUACCCGCUGGGGGGCGCGCCCCGUGGUGAUGGUUGGGGGCGUCCUCACCUCGCUCGGCUUCGUCUUUUCGGCUUUCGCCCGCAGUCUGCUGCAUCUGUACUUCGGCCUGGGUGUCCUUGCUGGCUCCGGCUGGGCCCUGGUGUUCGCCCCUGCCCUGGGGACCCUCUCGCGUUACUUCUCCCGCCGUCGAGUCUUGGCCAUGGGGCUGGCACUCACGGGCAACGGGGUCUCCUCGCUGCUCCUGGCGCCCGCAUUGCAGUUCCUCCUUGAUACUUUCGGCUGGCGGGGCGCCCUGCUCCUCCUUGGCGCCAUUACCCUUCACCUUAUCGCCUGUGGCGCUCUGCUGCGCCCCCUGACGCUCCCUGGCGACCCCCAGGCCCCACCCCGCGGACCCCUAGCUGCCCUCGGCCUGGGUCUCUUCACACGCCGGGCCUUCUCAGUUUUUGCUCUGGGCACGGCCCUGGUGGGGGGCGGCUACUUCGUCCCCUACGUGCACUUGGCCCCUCACGCUUUAGACCGGGGCCUGGAAGGGUAUGGGGCAGCGCUGGUGGUGGCGGUGGCUGCGGUGGGGGAUGCGGGCGCCCGGCUGGUCUGCGGGUGGCUGGCGGACCAGGGCUGGGUGCCCCUUUCGCGGCUGCUGGCGGUGUUCGGGGCUCUAACCGGGCUGGGGCUGCUGGCCGUGGGACUGGUGCCUGUGGCGCGCAGCAAGGAGGGCUGGGGGGGCCCCCUGCUGGCCGCGGCUGGGGCCUACGGGCUGAGCGCCGGAAGUUACGCCCCGCUGGUUUUCGGCGUGAUCCCGGGGCUGGUGGGCAUUGGAGGUGUUGUACAGGGAACGGGGCUGAUGCUGAUGCUGAUGAGCCUCGGGGGGCUUUUGGGCCCUCCUCUGUCAGGUAAGGGCCUGAGCCAGCCGACCCGUUCGCAACCAUCCUCUGCCCCUGGAGUCCGAGGCCUCCAAAUUCCUUUCCCCUUCCCUUCAGGCUUCCUAAGGGAUGAGACCGGCGACUUCACCGCCUCCUUCCUCGUGUGCGGCUCCUUCAUCCUCUCUGGCAGCUUCAUCUACACGGGGCUGCCCGGGGCGCUGCCCUCCUGCGGUGCAGCCUCACAACCAGCGGCCCCUCCCCCUGAGAGGGGGGAGCUGCUCCCCGCUCCUCAGGUUGCCCUGCUCUCCGCAGGAGGCCCUCACUCCACCCCGGACACCACUUGUUGACUAUUUUGUUUGAGCCCCUCCCCCAAUAAAGAAUUUCUAUCCGGUU
Molecule: messenger RNA, 1492 nt
Organism: Diceros bicornis minor
Lineage: Eukaryota; Metazoa; Chordata; Mammalia; Perissodactyla; Rhinocerotidae
Gene: SLC16A11
Product: solute carrier family 16 member 11
Exons: 3
Coding region: 16-1446 (476 amino acids)
Biological process (GO): transmembrane transport; monocarboxylic acid transport
Molecular function (GO): monocarboxylic acid transmembrane transporter activity
Source: RefSeq, a predicted model, not a curated record